Penaeus monodon (black tiger shrimp) is the source of this 1197-nucleotide messenger RNA. RefSeq lists its product as uncharacterized. The transcript has 8 exons. Lineage: Eukaryota; Metazoa; Arthropoda; Malacostraca; Decapoda; Penaeidae. Bases 190 to 1116 code for a protein of 308 amino acids. The record is from RefSeq and is a predicted model, not a curated record. Gene Ontology annotation, molecular function: protein binding.
AAGCCCAUCACUGGUGGGUUGACGUUUCGAAGAUACGAUGUCGUUUGCGGGUACAGUCAACCCGCGAGGCCACCAGUCGUGGUGCAAGCCCGAGGGCGGACACUGGCACCACAACCCAUUAAGUGGGCCGUGGCGAUCAGUGGCGACCAGGCUCCAGCUGAGGCAACAGUUGGUUCAUCGCUCGCUCCUAUGCUGUGUCCUGUGGCAUCGCCGCACAUCAGGAUGAUCUGCUCACCGGCGAUGGCGAUUAGACUCCUGCUGGUGCUUGGACUCUCUUGCGCAGUUAGGUUAUGUGAUUAUAGGUCGGUUCAGUGUGCUACAAUAUGGCGAUGCAUCUCACGCGAAAAUAUCUGUGAUGGUAUAAUUAACUGCGAAGACGAAUCAGAUGAAAACAUUUGUUCUGGAAACAUGCUUAAAGUAUAUCCUACUACUACAACAACCAUCACUACCACAACCACUACAACUACUACGACGCCCGCCCCCACCCCUCCCCCACCCAACAACGUGGAGGAGAGCGAGGCGCUGGGUCAGAAGUUCGCUCGGACCUUCAACGACACACUCCACCACCCAAGAUGCCCCAAGCUGUACACCAGCGUCGGGAACAAGUGCCUCUCCCUUCUUUACUUCGUCAAGGUCGGCUGGGGAGAAGCAAGGGCCCUGUGCUCGGCCAUCGGCGGGGAGCUGGUUCUCUAUCCCUCUGCCUCCGACGGGGAGUUCGCUGCUCUUCUGAAGUACCUGCGGGAGAUAGGGAUGACGACGGACUUCUGGGUGGGAGGCCGGUACACGAAGGACACCGAGGCGUGGACGUGGCUGGACGACGCCCCGAUGGACCUCGGCUCGCCCUACUGGGCCGUCAGACACACGGACAGUUGCAGCAGCCGCCAGCAGGAGCCAGCGCAAGACGGCAAGCCUGAGGACGUCGCCUACUGGACCAACACUUCGGCCUGCUACCACUACGAGCAGGCGCCGCGGCGCGACUCCCACGAGCUCUGCGCCGCCGUCACCUUCCGCCACUACUUCUACAUUAGCGACGAGGACUGCCUCAGCGUCAGGAGCCCUCUGUGUGAACAUGUUCCCAGCACCGCUCAUGACCUCACGCUCGCUGGCGAUCCGUGAGCGUUGUACUACUUCAAGAACCGUUUUUGUCAUGAUUCAGUUAUGCUUUUAAUUUUGUGAAACGGCUGCUUAAGAAUUUAU